Ramularia collo-cygni is the source of this 516-nucleotide messenger RNA. Its product is annotated as related to small nuclear ribonucleoprotein B. Gene Ontology annotation, cellular component: U1 snRNP; U4/U6 x U5 tri-snRNP complex; cytoplasm. The coding region runs from base 1 to 516 and encodes 171 amino acids. Gene Ontology annotation, biological process: mRNA splicing, via spliceosome. The transcript is spliced from 4 exons. Gene Ontology annotation, molecular function: RNA binding. NCBI's taxonomy places the organism in Eukaryota, Fungi, Ascomycota, Dothideomycetes, Mycosphaerellales, Mycosphaerellaceae. The record is from RefSeq and is a predicted model, not a curated record.
AUGGCCGCAUUGCAGAAGCAGGGAAAGAUGCAAGGAUUCAUCAACUACCGGAUGCGUGCAACCCUCACCGAUGGACGGCAGCUGGUGGGAYAGAUGCUCGCCUUUGACAAGCACAUGAACCUCGUACUCGCGGAUUGUGAAGAGUUCAGGAAAGUCAAGAGGAAGAACGUCGAGACCGAGGAGAAGCGUUCGCUCGGCCUCGCCAUCGUCCGAGGCGCCACGAUUGUUUCGGCAUCUGUUGAGAGCCCGCCGCCUGCGGAUCCGGCUGCUCGUCUCGGACAGAGCACUCCUGGAGCUGGUGUCGCAGCGACCGUCGCAAGUGGACCGGGAAUGGCUAAGCCGAUGGGUAGAGGGAUGGGCAUUGGAUUACAAGGUCCAGCAGCAGGUGUGGGCGGUCCGGGAUUCGCUGGCAUGCCUCCCGGCUUCGGCAGAGGUGGACCUGGUGCACCUCCAGGCUUCCCACCUGGACCUCCUCGUGGGUUUGCUCCUCCUCCUGGCGGCUUUCCAGGCCGAUAG